AUGGAUGAAGUUGGAAACCAUCAUUCUGAGCAAACUAGCACAAGGACAGAAAACCAAACACCGCAUGCUCUCGCUCAUAGGAGGAUGGGGCCCUGUCUGUCUUGUUCUCAGCUGUAUUCCCAGUACCUAGGACUGUCCCAGACACACAGCAGCCCUCCCUUGGCCCGGGACCCUCCAAGGAGACAGCGGCAGGAGCGCACGGUCUACAAUGAAAGCCAGCAGAAAGUGCUAGAAUGUUACUUUCAGAAGGAGCAGUACCCGAACUACGACCAGCGAGUGAAUCUGGCGGAGAUACUCAGCCUCAGGGAGCAACAGCUUCAGGUGUGGUUCAAGAAUCGCCGCGCCAAACUAGCUCGGGAGCGGCGGCUCCAGCAGCAGCCCCAGCGCGUCCCUGGGCAGAGAGGCCGAGGAGCCCGCGCUGCGCCCCUAGUCCCUGUAGCCUCUGCCUCUGCACCUCAGCCGGGCCCCUCGGGAAUCCUUCCAGCGGCGGAACCCACGAUCUACAGCCUCGACCAGGCCUGGGGUGGCCCUGGGUGCAGAGCCCAGAAGGGCAUCCCAGCUGCCCUGAGUCCAGGCCCUGGCCCGAUCCCUGCCCCAAUCCCAGGCCCAGCCCACAUCCCAGGCCCACUCCCUGGCCCAAUCCCAGGCCCAAUUUCAGGCCCAGCUCAGAUCCCAAGCCCGAUCCCAGCCCCAAUCCCAGGCCCAAUUUCAGGCCCAGUCCAGAUCCCAGGCCCAAUCUCAGGCCCAGUCCAGAUCCCAGGCCCAAUCUCAGACCCAAACCCAGGCCUGAUCCCAGGCCCAGCCCAGAUCCCAGGCCCAAUCCCAGGCCCAAUCUCAGGCCCAGGCCCAAUCAUAGGCCCGAUUCCUGGCCCAGCCCAGAUCCCAGGCCCAGGCAGACUCCGAAGCCCAGGUCCCAUCUUAAGUCCUGCCUGGAUGCGAAGCCCUGGCUCACUUCCAGGCCUAGCCCCGAUUUUAGGCCCAGGCCCAGGCUCAGGUUCAGUCCCAGCCCCAAUCCCAAGCCCAGGAUCACUCCCAGCCCCAGCCCCCUUAUGGCCUCAGAGCCCCAAUGCCUCCGACUUCUUGCCAGACACCCAGUUAUUCCCUCACUUCACAGAGCUGCACCCACCCCUAGACCCCUUGGAGGGAUCCUCAGUCUCCACCAUGACCUCUCAGUACCAAGAAGGGGAUGACUCUAUGGGCAAAAAAGACUCAGGGUCUCAGCACCAAGAGGAGGGUGGCUUUGUGAAUGAAAAUCACUCAGGCCCCAGGUCAUUACUGGAUUUAUAG
Pongo pygmaeus (Bornean orangutan) is the source of this 1287-nucleotide messenger RNA. It is a transcript of the gene TPRX1, whose product is annotated as tetrapeptide repeat homeobox 1. The coding region runs from base 1 to 1287 and encodes 428 amino acids. Gene Ontology annotation, molecular function: DNA-binding transcription factor activity, RNA polymerase II-specific; RNA polymerase II cis-regulatory region sequence-specific DNA binding. The transcript is spliced from 4 exons. Gene Ontology annotation, biological process: regulation of transcription by RNA polymerase II. The record is from RefSeq and is a predicted model, not a curated record. Gene Ontology annotation, cellular component: nucleus. Lineage: Eukaryota; Metazoa; Chordata; Mammalia; Primates; Hominidae.